Molecule: messenger RNA, 618 nt
Organism: Aphanomyces invadans
Lineage: Eukaryota; Oomycota; Saprolegniomycetes; Saprolegniales; Verrucalvaceae
Exons: 1
Coding region: 1-618 (205 amino acids)
Source: RefSeq, a predicted model, not a curated record
AUGCAAACGAACGAAACAUAUGCAGACAGGAUCGACGAGGACUAUGAGGAAGAUGAUGAAGAGCAAGCCGACACUCAAGACGACGAAAUUAUCUUGGUCGACGAUGACGACGAUGAGGCGGACGAAGAUAUGGACUUGGACGACGAAGAAAUUGUUCGAUCGCCUUCUCCACCGCCGUCUAAUUUAGAACAAGCACAUCAGGAACCCAACGAUCGAGCGACGGUACACGUGCAUGGCCCCAUUCAAACGGUGAACCUGACGAGUUUCCUGGAAUCACCCAUUGUCGCCGCUCCAAGCAUCCGGCCACCGCAGCGCUACUCUGUUGGGAGUUAUGACAACACCAAUGGAUCAUCUGGUCGCCGGCGGUUCAGUCUACCUCGUGCGAACUUUCCGUCAACACUGGACAACUCCCGAAGGAGCAGCAUCAUGUCGACGGGGAGCUCGGUGGACUACACUCGGCAAUCCCCCACCCGGCGCUUCAGUUUUUCGAGUCCAAGUACCAUCCACACCCAAAGCACUACUGCAAAUCCAGGAGAUGUUCAGAGCUCUUCCGACGAAGGUGCCGCCACCUCGUCGGACGCGAACCCAUUGACGUGGGACUUUCGGAGAUUGCGAUAG